This is a messenger RNA of Symbiodinium sp. CCMP2456, 858 nucleotides long. NCBI's taxonomy places the organism in Eukaryota, Dinophyceae, Suessiales, Symbiodiniaceae. The record is from the annotation of a GenBank genome assembly.
AUGGCCAUGGACUUUUUACCGCUUCUUCCUCUAGGUGCAAGCAGCAGCUCCUCGGUACAGGCGGGCCGCUCUGGUCAGGAUGCGGCCGGAGCAAGCGCUGCACCCCAGGAUGAGGACUCCACGAUUGACGAUCUGAUGCGACUUAUCGAAGACGGUCCUGGAGUUGGCCCUUGCAGGGACCAAGACGUGGACGAGCUACUAAAAUCUUUGCAGCCCAAAGAAGGCAGCCCUCUGUUGCGGCCAUCAGCCGCCCCAGGCAGUCCGAAAAGCCUCGUGCUGGAGGGUGAGGAGCAACAACAAGAGCUGGCGAUUGUGCAUGACCUGCCGGAGCCACACGAACAACUGCCGCCCGAUGUGUUCCCUGUGCCCUUCAUCUAUGUCUGCAAGUUCAAUGCGCGUUGCGAGCUGGACUUGAAACAGAUCGCAUUUGGGAUCCGUCAUGCCGAGUAUAAUCCCCGCAAGCAUAGCAGCAUCACGGUACGUCUUUUCAACCCUCGUGUCACGGCCUUGAUCCGUGCGAGUGGCGCAAUAACGCUGUCUGCAAACGCAGGCUGCGCUUCAGAGGAUGACUUGAAGAGGUCAGCGAAAAAGCUGGCCAGGCUGAUUCAAAGGUGUGGACAUGACGGUGCAAAGUUUGCUGAUUUCGCCGUUACCAGCAUCCUUUGUAAGGCCACUCUCGGAUUUCCCGUUCGCCUGGAUGUGCUGGCGUCCAGGUUCCGCAAGAACGCCCUUUACGAGCCAGAGUUCUUCUGCAGCUGUGCCUCUGGGCUGCAGGGGGGUUUUCCUUUCCGCGACUUUCAUCGCUCCCUGCCUCCGGGCAGGUAUUUCGCACACGACAGUCCGCUUCUUACAGCAUGA